AUUUACUGAGCUUCUACUUGUUCAUACUGGCCCAUUUAACUGCAGUUUUCACCCAGACGGAACCGUGUCAGCCUGGUUCGGUGGCUGGUGGCUUCGCUGCGAGACACUGAUGAAAAACCAACUGAUCAAAAUCAACCGGAACCGGUCCAAUACCGGAACGCUCCAGUUAGAGAAGCUGUUAGCCGCUUAGCUAGCCGCCGUCAGUCCGGUCAGAGGAGUCAGAGGAGACCGAGCUCCGGCUGAAGGCCUGAAUGUUUCCCCCUGCCCUGGUUCCCUGCAGCCGGGCCACAGCUACAUGUUAAACACCGCAUUCUGCGGGAGGAAGGCCGAGAACCGCAGAGCUAAGCUGAAGCUGACUGUGCCCCUCUUUGUUAAAACAAAGGCGGCAGAGAUGCGUUCAGGGACCAGAAGGGGCGUUUAAGGACCUUUACUGAAGACUCUCAAGAGACUGGGAGAAGUGCAGAUGACUGUGGACAUACUGGUGAGAACUGGAGUGGGCAAAACUGUGAACUCCUUCAGGAAACAUGACGACGUAGGAGAGCUGGCCAAAAGCCUGGUAGCCAAGUGGAAGAAGCUGGUUCCUCAGACUGCAGACAGACCUAACAGUCACCCCAAACCAGCUCCCCAGUCCCACCACAGGUCCUACAGAGAGCCGUCUCCUGAGGAAGAGCGCUCCUACGUGGAGGAAGAGGAGGAGGAGAUGGUGUACCAGUCAAACUACUCCCCCUCUCCGUCUCAGCAGCAGCAGUACAGCCCCCCGCAGCGAGGCGGCUACGAGUCAGACGAAUACGAGCCGGAGCCGAGCCCUCCUCCUCUUCCUCCUCUUCCUCCUGCCCGUAAAGAGAUCCGCCACAGCAAACCGAGCAAGAACCAUCACCACAGAGACGAAGAGCGGUGGCAGGCGGGCAGCGACCGAGGAGGAGGAGGGAAGAAACGGAGCGCUGACCGGGAGAGGACCAACAGUCCGCCGCCACCGCCGCCGCAGAAGAAGCACAGCAGGAAGUCGACGCCGCACGACACCAAGAAGGAGGAGAAGAAGAAAGGAGGAGAGGACGGUCGACCUCGACCACCGAAGGACUCCCCUUCCAAGGAAGACGACGAUGACUUCGAGGCGCCCACCAUGUCCUUCGAGUCGUUCCUCACGUACGACGCGCCGACUCCUGUCAAGAAGAAGAAGAAGCAGCAACCGUCGUCCUCUUCUCACAGCAAACCAUCUCAGUCCUCCUCCGGUUCGUCGUCGCGUCAGAACCGAACGACGGCCUCCUCUUCCUCCUCUUCCUCUAAAGCGAAUAAAGCGAACGGAUCUCAGAGCUCCAAGAGGAGUCACUCCGACUCCAGGUCUUCAGAACCCAAACCAGAGAAACGCAAACGGGUUGUGGAGGCUCUUCCGACGCUCCCAGACAUCCCGCUCCCAGCGAUCCAGCCCAACUACAGACCUCUGCCCUCCAUCGACACGCCGCUGUCCCCUCAGCGGCGCAAAGUUCCCGUGUGCAACGAUGAGGAGGACGCAGGCUUCACUGGGAAGCGCUUCAACUCCAAGAUGGUGGUCUACUCAGGGUCGAAGACGUCCUACCUGCCCAGGAUGAUGACCCUGUAUGAGCAGUGCAUCCGGGUUCUGCAGAACAACAUCGACUCCAUCGCCGAAGUGGGCGGAGUCCCCUUCGAGAUCCUGGAGCCGGUUCUGGAGAGAUGCACUCCUGAGCAGCUGUACCGGAUCGAGCAGAGCAACCAGUGCUUCACUGAGGACUCAGACGAGCUCUGGAUGCGUCACUGCCGGCGGGACUUCAAGCGCGAGUCUCCCCAGGAGUUCGAGUCGUGGAGGGAGAUGUACCUGCGGCUGCACGACGAGCGCGAGGAGCGGCUCAGGUUGCUCACCCAGAACAUCAGCUCUGCCCACGCCAACAAACCCAAAGGACGGCAGGUUAAGAUGGCGUUCGUGAACUCGGUGGCCAAGCCGCCGCGGGACGUCCGCCGCCGCCAGGAGAAGUUUGGAACCUCCAGCGGCUCGUCAUCUGCUUCCACCGCAGCUGCUUCCCCCAUCAAAAUAAAACCAGCAUCCUCUGACUUUGCUGGUGACUCCAGCCGCUCCUCUUCUUCACAUUUCAGCUCUCCAGCCAGUUCGUCUCGCUCUUCAGCGCCACCUGGAGGAGGAGGAGGAGGAGGAGGAGGAACUGUUCAUCCCGGCCGGGAAAAGCCACAAGUCAAAAAAAUCGCCCCCAUGAUGGCGAAAACCAUCAAAGCGUUCAAGAACCGAUUCUCCCGCCGGUAGUCUGCCAGAAUCCGAAGGAAGGUUUUAAUUUCAUUUUAGCUGCUUUUUUCCUCCAGACACACACGGCAUGAACUUCACGGUACUGCUGAAAACACGGCUUCCUUUCUGCAGCUUUUUCAGUAUUUCCCUCCGGCGCCGACGGCACACAGACACAGGCGGACAUCUUUAACCGCUGGAACGUUUUCACCGUUUGGGGACUGUAGACGUUAGAUGGCUCUGCUUUUCUGAGCUGAGCACAAAAACUAGAAACAAACAUGGAAUCAGAGAACGCGUCGAUUUGUAGAUAUGAACAGAAUCAGCAUCGGCUGGAACCAGCUCUUUGGGUUUGAUCUGGGUGACUUUCAGAAAAUCAUGCUUCACUGCAGAAAAAUCAUGAUUUACGCAGAUUAAUACUGAGAAACAGGAUUUCAUUUAUUUUAUCCCAACUCCCUAUUUGAAUUAAUUGUGGUCCGGAUCUCUGUUUGGACCCGCUGGCGCGGCUGGUAGAACCAAAACGAUGUCCUGUUGGUAGAUGGUAUUAAUUGAAUGAGGUUGUGGAGAACAGGAGUCCAGUCGUCUCUGUGGAGCCAAACGUCCUGCAGCGGUCCGGUCCGGUCCGGUCCGCUCCGCUCCGUCUCAUAUCUGGAAUCAUCUUUUUUAAAAAGGACAAACUGGAACGAUAUGAGAUGCUUAAAGAGCAAAAUGACCCGUUUUAAGGGUUUUUUAAUCUUAAACUUCAGUUUUAACCUUUUUUAAAAUCUUAUUAUUAAUCAUAAUUUGAAGACAGAUGAUUUGGUAAAGAGCUCUGUUACCAGCAGCCUGUCAGGAUUUAUGUCAUAUUUCAUUAAUUAGUAAAAAUGCUUUAGGAAAACCGUCUGGUUCCCAGAGAGCCGUUUGCUGAAAUAGCUCUUCCUCUGCUGCUUGGCCCAACUCUUCUUCUUUGGUUUCAUCUUGCCAUCUGAGGAUUUUAACCACUUUUCAUGAUAUUCCCAGAGAUGAAGAACAAGAACUGGAUCAUAAAGGGUCUUAGAAGAACUUAUGUUUAAGAAACUGGUUUCCUUGGAGGAUUGGCUCAUUAAAGAAAACCAGUUUCCUGUUUGGAAGCAGCUGAACUUUCC
Molecule: messenger RNA, 3366 nt
Organism: Poecilia reticulata (guppy)
Lineage: Eukaryota; Metazoa; Chordata; Actinopteri; Cyprinodontiformes; Poeciliidae
Gene: eloa
Product: elongin A
Biological process (GO): transcription elongation by RNA polymerase II
Cellular component (GO): elongin complex; nucleus
Molecular function (GO): protein binding
Source: RefSeq, a predicted model, not a curated record